This is a messenger RNA of Phaedon cochleariae (mustard beetle), 1515 nucleotides long. The record is from the annotation of a GenBank genome assembly. Lineage: Eukaryota; Metazoa; Arthropoda; Insecta; Coleoptera; Chrysomelidae.
CCCGCUUGUUGGUCUGCCAAAUUCACACCGGUAGACGGUGGUUCAACCAAAGAAUAGUUUUGGUUCAACGGGGAGUUUUGGUUCAACCAAAGAAUAUUGGUUCAACUCAGAAGCAAGAAGGAUUAAUAAGUGGUCUGAUGGAAAAAUAGCAUCAUUAAAACACAUUGAAUUUGUGAGCAUGACAAAGAGAUUCAAAUUGAGCUAAAAAAUAUGUAUGCAAGGAAGAUCAGCACCUAUCAAAAUGCAAGGCAAGCUCUUCACAGUUCUUUUCCUAAGGAUAUGCCAGGACGAGAAGAAGAAUUAGAACAGCUCCAACUGUACUUGAAAGAUCAUUUGACUAAUAAAGCCUCAGGUUCAUUGUAUAUCAGUGGACCUCCUGGUACUGGAAAAACUGCUUCUCUGAAUCUGAUACUGCAAAAUGAAGAGAUUUCCUCACAAUUUGAAGAGGUUUAUGUGAAUUGUACAGCCAUCAAAUCUCCCACUGCUAUUUAUUCUAAAAUAGCUGCAGCAUUGAAAUUGAAAAUAAAUGGAAAAACUAAGAAAGAUUACCUAACAGGAAUUGAAAAUUAUUUGAAGAAAAAACACCGCAUGAUCCUAUUAGUAUUGGAUGAAAUCGAUCAACUUGAAAACAAAAAUCAGUCUAUCCUAUACACCAUCUUUGAAUGGCCCUCAAAACCCAACUCGCAACUUAUACUAAUUGGCAUUGCUAAUGCUUUAGACUUGACUGAUAGAAUCCUACCAAGACUUCAAGCUAGCUGUGAAUUGAAACCACAACUAAUGCAUUUUCCACCUUAUACCAAGCAACAAAUUAUAAACAUUUUCACUGAUCGCUUGAAAGCGGCAGGUGUUCUUGAUGUAUUUUCUGAACCAGCCCUCCAGUUGCUCGCUGGAAAAGUUGCUGCAGUUUCUGGAGAUGUAAGGAGGGCCUUAGAUAUUGGUAGGAGGGUAAUAGAGCUAGUGGAUCAGAGUAGAACAUCCGAAGCUUUGCAACCCAUAGAAAAUGUAACGAAUUUGCUUGUUGAAGCAGGAAUGAAAACUGUGGAGAUGAAAGAAGUUAUGAACGUAAUGAAUAAUGUGUAUGGUACUUCCCAAACCUUGACAGAAUCAUCAGAAGACACUUUUCCUCUGCAACAGAAGAUUAUAAUUUGUUCGUUGUUGUUGAUAUUGAAAAAGGCAAAAAAUAAAGAUGUGACAGUAGGUAAACUGCAUGAAGUGUACCGCAGAGUAUGUACAAAGAGGCAUAUCAAUGCUGUGGAUCAGGCCGAGUUUGCAGGAUUAUGUUCAUUAAUUGAGACAAGGGGGAUCAUCAGGGUGUCUGGGAAGAAAGAGCCUCGUCUACAUAAGGUUAGUUUGGAGUGGGAUGAGGAGGAAGUCGGUUCUGCUUUGAAGGACAAGCAGUUGAUGUCUAUAAUUUUACAAGAUGAUAGCUGCUUAGGUAAACUUUAAAUUUUGGAAGAUUGUAUCAUUCGAUUUUAUUUAUUGACAAAUAUUUAAUAAAGUGAAUUUUUAAUAUUA